Molecule: messenger RNA, 1750 nt
Organism: Aspergillus ochraceoroseus IBT 24754
Lineage: Eukaryota; Fungi; Ascomycota; Eurotiomycetes; Eurotiales; Aspergillaceae
Product: Zn(II)2Cys6 transcription factor domain-containing protein
Exons: 2
Coding region: 494-1750 (418 amino acids)
Biological process (GO): regulation of transcription by RNA polymerase II
Molecular function (GO): DNA-binding transcription factor activity, RNA polymerase II-specific; zinc ion binding
Source: RefSeq, a predicted model, not a curated record
GCAGAAUCUUCUAAACAAGGCCGACACUUUCACGCGCGCUCAAAUACAACACAAAACGACCCAGAGUGUGAACCAGAAGCUUAACUGAUUCCCCUUAGUCUCAGAUUUCCUCCAGAAAAGUCGGAACUAGCAAUUUGGGAAGCACAAUUGGAGAAGCAAUGCCCUAGACAGGGUAUGCAAAACCCUUAGACAUGCGCGAACUACGUCAAGGACCCCCUAAAGAACCAUGUUUCAUCGAUUAAUAGUUGCCUGAUGGCUGCGGUAUAUUUAUUCCUCUAUGAAGGCUCUCCACCAAAAUACCUUUUUUUUUUUUUUUUUUCUAUUUGAAAAUCUGAAACUGCUUUUAAAGGCGAGAACCCUGGAUUUGUAGUGGAGAUUUGAAUUAAUGCCUCAGGCAGCCAUACUCCCGAAGCGGCAGAACAGGAACGAAUACGACUGAACCUCGCUGUCCUCCUCCUCCCGUCUUUCCUGCGCUAUAGCGGGCAUCAGAGCUAUGAAUACAGAACAGCAUUCAAAGAAAGUCCGGUCUCGUCGAACACAUCGCAAGUCGAAGCUAGGAUGUGAAAAUUGUAAAAAGCGUCGGAUCAAGUGCGAUGAACAGAAACCGGCUUGCAGCAACUGCCUCCAUCAUUCAAUAGACUGCGACUUCUCGUCUCGGAAAGCGUCAGAAUCCCGAUCAGAGUCCUCCACCCCGUCAUCCCGACGAUAUACGUUCCGCCAUUCCACCUAUCAAUCAAUCGCUUCUCCCUUGAGCACAACGCCCGAACCCACCUCUCACUCGAGAGGCACCCAGUGCGAUCCCCUACCGGCCCUACCACCGAUAGGAAUCUCCCUCGCGGACCUCCACCUCUUCCAUCAUUUCGUGGUAUCUACCUAUCGCACGCUGGCAGAUGAAGCCGCAGACUCGGAUAGCGUGUGGCAGAUCCACGUCCCGCAAUGGGGGUUCUCCUUCCCGUCGAUCCAACAUCUCAUCCUGGCUCUGGCCGCGCUGCAUCUGGGGUACUUGAACCCGGAGAUCCGGGCGCAGUAUGUGAAGCAGGCAGACGACCAUUUCACAUUCGGGGUUCGCUCCGUGUCUACUGUGCUGGCCCAGCUAAAUUCGGAGAACUGCCAGCUCAUCUACAUAUCGGCCGUGCUGAUCUGUUUUGUAUACUUCGGCCGCGGGCCCCGAGCGGGAGAGUACCUGGUUUUCAACGCCAAGGGGAAAUCCGAGUGGCUGGUGCUCCUGCAUGCGGUCCGCGCCAUUCUCGCUUCCAAGCAGGACGAGAUUUUCACGGGGGUGCUGGUUAUAAAGAAGAUGGAUUACGGCGCCCGAGAUUCCCUCCCGCCUCUCCUCAGAGAUGAAUUGGCGCAACAUGAGUUCCGGAUCGGAGAGGUUCGGGCGCUGGUUGGGUCGCGGAUCUUGGAUCCAGAGCUGCAACAGGUUUACUUUCAUGCGGUGGACGAUCUCCUUACGGCGAUGGGGCAGAUGUAUGAGCGCAGGGGCACUGGAUGCCGUGCGACCGACUUGAUGCCCUGCACGAUGGGGUGGACGUUUCGGCUCUCGGAGAAGUUCAUCGAGCGGUUAGAGGAGAAGGAACCCCUCGCGCUGAUUAUUCUCGCCUACUGGGCCAUUCUACUCCGGUACCUGAGGGAUGCAUGGUUUAUGCAAGGGUGGGAUGAGCAUAUCAUUACCGGAAUACGCGCAUCGAUUCAUUUUGAGUUGCAUGAGUGGAUUGCAUGGCCGGAGCAGGUGAUCCGUCAAAUAUAA